AUGGUCGAUGGUCUACGAGCCACAGCAGCAGCUUUUACGCCGCUAAGUCUCCGUAGCGACAUAAUUCGCCCUCUGGAUGGUCAGGAACACAAUGGGAUUACUCAUUACAAUUCCAUUCCUGCGUCUGCCGUCUUUCCAGUCAGCGACACGCGGAGCAGCCCCAGCAUCAAGGUAGAGUCCUGGAUAAUCGACCUUAAGCUUGAGCUGACAGAGAGUAAGACCAAAAUCGACUGCCAGUUGUGCAAAUCCGCAUGCGUGGACUGCGCGGAACUCAGCCAGCUCCUCAUGUUUGGAAACAAGAAACACCAAGAUGAGAUGGCCGCUUUACGUGAGCAGCUUAGGCAGCUGGAAGAAGAAACAGCAGAAGAGACGUUGACCAGGCUAUGCGUCAAGAGUGAGACGAAGAUUGUUAGACUGAAAAGGGAGGUAGAGAAGAUGAAGGCAGAGGACGAGUUAGUGAAGGCCGGAAAUGAAGAAUUAACGAGGACGUUGAAGAGACUCGAGUUGCACGUAGUACGGUUCCUCGAUCUCGUCAAGCCUUUUGUGCCUCUGGUGCCUGAAAUUCAGCUGCCAGAGAGCAAGGUCCCCUUCAACAACCGCCUCGUAUGGACCGGCCUUACUCUCCUCGUCUUCCUGGUCAUGAGCCAGAUGCCGCUCUACGGAAUUGUGUCUUCUGAUACCUCCGACCCGCUAUACUGGCUGCGAAUGAUGAUGGCGAGUAACAGAGGAACCCUGAUGGAACUGGGUAUCACCCCCAUCAUCACCUCGGGCAUGGUCUUCCAGCUUCUUGCCGGAACCCACCUCAUCGACGUCAACCUCGACCUCAAGUCUGACCGCGAGCUCUACCAGACCGCCCAGAAGCUCCUCGCUAUUCUCCUGUCUUUCGGCCAGGCCGUCGUCUAUGUCAUCUCCGGUCUCUACGGACAGCCCUCUGACCUCGGUGCCGGUAUCUGCGUUCUCCUUGUUAUCCAGCUGAUGAUCGCUGGUCUGAUCGUUAUCCUCCUCGACGAGCUUCUCCAGAAGGGCUACGGUCUCGGCAGCGGUAUCUCGCUCUUCAUUGCCACCAACAUCUGCGAGUCCAUCAUGUGGAAGGCCUUCUCCCCCACCACCAUCAACACCGGUCGUGGUCCUGAGUUCGAGGGUGCUCUCAUUGCCCUUGUUCACUUGCUCUUCACCUGGCCCAACAAGACUGUUGCGCUCAAGGAGGCUUUCUACCGCCAGAACCUCCCCAACGUCAUGAACCUGAUUUCCACUGUCAUUGUCUUCGGUGCUGUCAUCUACCUCCAGGGUUUCCGCGUCGAAAUUCCCGUAAAGUCUGCCCGCCAGCGUGGUGUUCGUGGCUCGUACCCCGUCCGUCUGUUCUACACCUCCAACAUGCCCAUCAUGCUGCAGUCUGCUCUUUCUUCCAACGUCUUCUUGAUCAGCCAGAUGCUCUACAACCGCUUCUCUGACAACCUCCUCGUCAAGCUUCUUGGUGUCUGGGAGCCCAAGGAGGGUUCCGCUCAGCUUUUCGCUACCUCCGGCGUUGCCUACUACAUGUCCCCCCCUCUCAGCAUCACCGAGGCCCUCUCCGACCCCCUGAAGACUGCCAUUUUCAUCGUCUACAUGCUCGUCGCCUGCGCUGUCUUCUCCAAGACCUGGAUCGAGGUCUCUGGUUCAUCUCCCCGCGACGUUGCUAAGCAGCUCAAGGAGCAGGGUCUGGUCAUGGCUGGUCACCGUGAGGAGUCCAUGUACAAGGAGCUUAAGCGCGUCAUCCCCACCGCUGCUGCCUUCGGUGGUGCCUGCAUUGGAGCUCUGUCUGUCGGUAGCGAUCUUCUCGGCGCUCUUGGCAGCGGUACUGGUAUUCUCCUUGCCGUAACUAUCAUUUACGGAUACUUCGAAAUCGCCGCCAAGGAGGGCGAUAUGGCCGGUCUUAAGGGCAUGGUCAUGGGCUAG
Alternaria burnsii is the source of this 1935-nucleotide messenger RNA. RefSeq names its product protein transport protein sec61 subunit alpha. The transcript is spliced from 4 exons. The coding region runs from base 1 to 1935 and encodes 644 amino acids. NCBI's taxonomy places the organism in Eukaryota, Fungi, Ascomycota, Dothideomycetes, Pleosporales, Pleosporaceae. The record is from RefSeq and is a predicted model, not a curated record. Gene Ontology annotation, molecular function: ribosome binding; transmembrane protein transporter activity; signal sequence receptor activity. Gene Ontology annotation, cellular component: Sec61 translocon complex; membrane. Gene Ontology annotation, biological process: SRP-dependent cotranslational protein targeting to membrane, translocation; post-translational protein targeting to membrane, translocation.